GGAAGAAAAGCCGAUUUUUCAGUAUAUAUGCCUAUUAGAGGUAAUAAAUUUUAUUUGCUUGUCUCGGAAAUAAAGUCCGCCGAUUUUAUGUUAUCAAAUAAAAACAAAAUCUCUUUGGAAGACUGUGAUUUUGUGAAAUUAGGCAAUGAAAUGAAGGAUAUAUUGGAUAAAUGUAUUAAUAAUGGAGUUGAUAAUAAAAAUUUGAUUAUUUGUGGUUUAUUAGUAGAAGGCAAGCUUUCAAUGUCAGCUAUUUGUUAUGGAUUUAAAAUACGAAGCAAUAUACCGGAUGAUCCUUUUGGGAAAAUUUUAUCUUCCUCGGAAUAA
This is a messenger RNA of Dentiscutata heterogama, 324 nucleotides long. Lineage: Eukaryota; Fungi; Glomeromycota; Glomeromycetes; Diversisporales; Gigasporaceae. The record is from the annotation of a GenBank genome assembly.